This is a messenger RNA of Arachis ipaensis, 1056 nucleotides long. The record is from RefSeq and is a predicted model, not a curated record. Lineage: Eukaryota; Viridiplantae; Streptophyta; Magnoliopsida; Fabales; Fabaceae.
AUGGGGUCCGUUAACGACGGCACGCGACGGAAACGUGAGCUGAAGGCGGAGACCAGAUGCGGCUGUGAGGUAGAGAUGCGCGUCCACGUGCACUCUGAAAGUGGUAGAUGGAUAAUAUCAUACUUUCAGAAUGUUCACAACCACGAGUUGCUAGACGAUAGACUGACUUUCAUGCUAUCGGGCCAUAGGAAAAUGGAUGCAGCCACCCUGGAACAAAUGAACAUGAUGCUUAGAGUUGGGAUUAAAACGCCACAGAUUUAUUCAUCUUUUGUGCAAACUGCUGGGGGAUUCCAAAACCUUCCGUUUCUAAAGAGGGAUAUGUAUAACCAGAUAGGGAAGCAAUGGAGGCUCAUUGGCAGGGACGCGAUGGCUUGCCUUAAGUUACUGGAAUCAACGACGCAGGCUAAUCCUGGAAUGUUUGUGCAUUAUUUGGCAGACAAAGAGGGUCGUUUGGUGUACCUGUUUUGGUCAGAUAAUUGCAGUCAACUGGAUUAUGGUUUGUUUGGGGAUGUCAUCGCAUUUGAUGUGACAUAUCGGAAGAAUAAGUAUAUGUGUCCACUGGUUGUGUUUUCUGGAGUGAAUCACCAUAACCAAACAAUUGAGUUUGCGACUGCGCUAGUUGCAAAUGAGAAUGAGCAGACUUACACCUGGUUGCUGCAACAGUUCCUGGACGCCAUGAAGGGUAAAGCACCUGGGUGUGUGAUAACAGAUGGGCAUGGAGCGAUGAAAAAUGCAAUCGAAGCAGUGUUUCCUGGGGCCUAUCACCAUUUGUGUGCUAGGUAUCUGUUGAGGAAUGCCACUUCUAACCUAAGCAACCCCAGAUUUACUUCUGAAUUUAAGAAAUGCAUGCUGUUUGAUUAUGAGGUGUGGGAGUUUGAAGAUCAUUGGCAUUAUAUGGUGGAUGCGCUUGGUCUGUCUGAUAAUCAAUGGGUUUCUGACCUUUACUCUAGGAGAAGGAUGUGGGCAACUGCAUAUAUAAGGGGCAACUUCUUUGGGUGUUUUCGUACAACGUCAAGGUGUGAAGGAUUGCACUCAAUGCUUGGUAAAUUUGUCUAG